Molecule: messenger RNA, 363 nt
Organism: Mesocestoides corti
Lineage: Eukaryota; Metazoa; Platyhelminthes; Cestoda; Cyclophyllidea; Mesocestoididae
Source: the annotation of a GenBank genome assembly
AUGCUUGCCCACUUAACGUCCCCGCCCUAUGGCUAUGCCACCCUUCUUGUUCUGCUGGUUGCGACCAGCACCACAAGUCUGCGUCUGGACGAACGUCGUCUGGCACGUGCCGCGGCCUCCCUGCAUCGCCAAAUGGAGCAGCUGCAGCGAGCGCAGGUCUCACCUGAUUGGUUGGAAGGCGGCCUGAUCUCACCUGACGACAACUUCGACGAAGCCGCGGUUGAGAAGCGGUCUGACGAAACCGCUGGAAUGGCGAUUCCGCCGGAAGCCGUGCUCAAUAACCCCACUGCGUUGAGGAAUUACCUUCGACAGGUGAAUGAGUACUUCGCACUCAUUGGACGACCAAGGCAAGUUGAAAUUUAA